Messenger RNA from Rhododendron vialii, 842 nucleotides. Its product is annotated as E3 ubiquitin-protein ligase RSL1-like. Gene Ontology annotation, biological process: protein polyubiquitination; ubiquitin-dependent protein catabolic process; positive regulation of proteasomal ubiquitin-dependent protein catabolic process. Gene Ontology annotation, cellular component: cytoplasm; ubiquitin ligase complex. Gene Ontology annotation, molecular function: ubiquitin protein ligase activity; zinc ion binding; ubiquitin conjugating enzyme binding. Lineage: Eukaryota; Viridiplantae; Streptophyta; Magnoliopsida; Ericales; Ericaceae. Bases 57 to 842 code for a protein of 261 amino acids. The transcript has 2 exons. The record is from RefSeq and is a predicted model, not a curated record.
CAAAACCCAGCGAUAAUGACAUAUACUCCAUUCAUUACUCAAAACCAAACUUCACAAUGGGCAACACAAACUCAACAAAACCCCAACAAGAACAACCCCCACCCCCUUCCCAACCCGAACCCGACGACGAUCCCUUUACCUGCGAAAUAUGCAUCGAACCCGUGUUAUCAAACAACAAAUUCCGCAACAACAGCCUCUGCGUUCACCCGUUCUGCGUCGACUGCAUAACCAAGUAUCUACAACUCAAAAUCAAAGACGAUCGAGUCGCUGGUAUCAAGUGCCCCGGACUAAACUGCGACCGGUUGCUGGACCCACUCCGCUGCCGGACCCUAAUACCUCCGGAAGCGUUCGACAAGUGGUGCGACCUGCUAUGCGAGAAGGCCCUGUUGGGGCUCGACAGAUGUUACUGCCCGAACCGGCGGUGUUCGGCCGUGGUGGUGAACGAGUGUGGGGGGGUGGUGAAGAGAAGCAUGUGUCCCAAUUGUAAGAGGCUGUUUUGCUUUUCCUGUGAGUUGCCGUGGCACGCGGGGUACCGGUGCGAGGAGAGUGGGCAGCUGAGAGAUGAGAAUGAUGUUGAGUUUGGGGUUCUUGCUGAGAGGAAGAAGUGGAUGAGGUGCCCACAGUGUCACCAUUGUGUUGAGCGAGUUCGUGGUUGCUCCAUUGUUAAGUGCAGAUGUGGGAGCCUUUUCUGCUACAAUUGUGGAUGGGAUGUUCUUCGACAAGGUUGUGGCUGCAACAAAGGAGCUUAUAGACCUGGGGUUGGUACAGUUCGUACUAGUAUCAUUUGUGCAAUUCUCUAUCUGCUACUAUGUAUGUUUUGGUACUAUAAUUAUCGCAUGUAA